Molecule: messenger RNA, 1775 nt
Organism: Pyricularia grisea
Lineage: Eukaryota; Fungi; Ascomycota; Sordariomycetes; Magnaporthales; Pyriculariaceae
Exons: 3
Coding region: 285-773 (162 amino acids)
Biological process (GO): regulation of transcription by RNA polymerase II
Cellular component (GO): mediator complex
Molecular function (GO): transcription coregulator activity
Source: RefSeq, a predicted model, not a curated record
GUUUUUCUUCAAUAACAGUUUCCCGCCACAUAGAUAAGUCGUACAACAAUCCAAGCCUAAUGCAGGCUUGACUGCGCAACAAAACCUUGAGAGAAAAAAAGUAUUAAAAGCUUUUGUGCGCCCACUUUCCACAAGGGUUGCGCAGGCCCAAAUAACUUGUAACUUUCUAGACUUAGGAUGUGAAGUUUGGACAAGAGAAAUCAUCACAGACAAGUCAUCCUAUCAUACAAACCCUAGAAACUUCACAAAGCCAAAAACUUUCAACACAAGAACUCGAUUUUACCAUGGACCGUGGACAAAACUCGAGUCUGAUGGACCGGCAUCAAGCCGCCAUCACCGACAUCACCAAGCACUUUGGCGAGUUGGUUAUUGGUCUUUCUAGCCCCAUUACUGCCGAGGACGCGGACACUGCCACGUCUGCUCAACAGGCCAUGCGGAUGCAGCUGGAGUCGAAAUCACUUAUUGCCGCGAUCGAGAACCUGCUCACGCUCACCCGUCAGGUGCGCGAGCUUUGGCUGGUCGGCCCGCUCCUCAAGCCCGGCGAGGGUGAGCGCGCCGCCGACGACCGGAUCGACAAUCAAGUCGAGGCCAUCACCAAGAUUUUGAACGAGCUGCGCGAGCGGGUGCGCAACGGCCAGGUUGGUCCGCACGGUACCUACAUCAUCAAGGACCGCGCAGUCGCUCAGGUCGCCGAUGGCGCCGCCGCGGACGCGUCGUCUUCGUCAGCCCAGCCAGGACCCUCUUCUUCUUCCACUGCUCCCGGCGGCCAGUAGAGCUCGGCCGCUCCGGGUGUAGUGGACGAGGCCGCACUCCUCACCGUCCUUGAAAUGUGCGACGGUGACGUCGACCUGUUCUUCGAGCUGUUCCAGGAGCUCACGCGUCGUCCCGGCGCCGCUGGCCCCCUGCGCCCCACCGCUGUCGAGGUUGACAUGGAUGAGAUUAGGAUGAUGGAGGAUGCCUUUGACUUGGUUCCUUCCACCCAGAUGGAUGAUAUCAAUCCGGAUGUUGCUGAUGAGACGCUGUUCCGGAGCGUUGUGGGAGAGGAGCGUGAGACAACCCCCCUUGAUCCCGACACUCAACAAGUCUCUGCUCAAGAAGUUACGUUUACCCAGGCACUUACUGUCUGUCAAAACAUGGCUGGAGGAACCGCACAGAGCCACAGCCGGACUCCCUUCAAUUCAUUUGAGAUGGAUGACCAGAGCGAUGCGCAGAGUGUUGGCGACCGUUCCUUGGAUACUCAAAUGCUCGAUGUGCCCUUUGAUCCCGAGGGCAGGAGACUGGAGUAUCUCUUUGGCCAUGAUUCCGGAUCUAUCGACCAGCUCCUCCCUAUCAUCUGCCCAUCCGGUUCGGCUUAUGAUUCCGAGGCUAUGGGUAGUCAGUUACCCACGAUUGAUGAAGAGUAAAAGUCUCUAGGCGCCCUUGGGAGUCGCCUUUCAUUCACAAGCAAGGCGGAACGGGGUCUGGAAAUAAAGGUUUUGUGUUUGAGUGAGUAACGCCAGAUGAAAGCAUGGAGACGAGGGCGGCCCGGUAGAGCAGCGAAUUUCAUAUGCUGUCUCUCGAGCCAGUAUCAGAAGGUCUUGGAUGGCUUUGCAGACAAAGCAAGAAAGCCGUUUGGCCUCUGAAGGGUUCAGGGAAUGCCUGCGUCAAUGAUGAUAGCAAAUUUUUCAUGGGAAGCAUGGUUGGAGUUUCUGGGAUGGCGGCUGAAUUGUACCGUCAAAACGGUAUGUAUCUACACAUUGUAUCGGACAUAACAAACAUGAAACAUUUUGACAAGG